Molecule: messenger RNA, 3395 nt
Organism: Rosa rugosa (rugosa rose)
Lineage: Eukaryota; Viridiplantae; Streptophyta; Magnoliopsida; Rosales; Rosaceae
Product: pre-mRNA-splicing factor ATP-dependent RNA helicase DEAH1-like
Exons: 2
Coding region: 238-3306 (1022 amino acids)
Cellular component (GO): catalytic step 2 spliceosome; intracellular anatomical structure
Molecular function (GO): RNA binding; ATP hydrolysis activity
Source: RefSeq, a predicted model, not a curated record
CCAAAUCACACUUUCUCUAUUGGGUUCUUGGCUUUAAUCCCAAUUUGAAUUUGUUAGGGUUACAAUCUCAAUACCCGAAAAUCUGUUUGUUUUGGGUUUUGAUUUUAUUAAUUUGGUUUAGUUUCCUAGCCCAUUGUGGAAUAGGACUUGUACAAAAGCUGUUAAUUGCUUACAGUUUGUUUGUUUUUCUUGUUUUGUGAAUCUGAGUUCUGCAAUCUUGUCAAGAUUGGAUUUUUAAUGGGGUGUGAGAGCAACCUGAAGACAUGGGUGUCUGAUAAGUUAAUAGCAUUGCUCGGAUACUCUAAUCCGGUAGUUGUUCAGUAUGUUAUUGGAUUAACUAAAAAAACAAACUCCCAGGCUGGUUUGGUGGACAAGCUUGUCGAAUUUGGAUUUGCGUCAUCGACUGAAACAGGGGCAUUUGCUGCACAUAUCUUUGCAAGAGUGUGUGGUGAAACAUCUGGUUUGAAGCAAUGCGGGAAACAAGAGAGGGGAGGUGCAAUGCCGGUGAGGAUGAUGCAGCGGACCCAUGUUCUGUUGGAUUCAGAUGAUGAUGGUGAUGCGGAGAGAUGUUCUGUUGAGGUUGUUUCUCAUUCUGUGUCUGUAACAGUGGAUUUCAAUAACAAAAGAUUCAGGAAGAGGGCAUUGGGUCAGAAAGAUGGAGAUGAUGAUGAGGUUAUUGUAGAACGUGUUAAAAGGCGGAACUUGCCAGAUAAAGAUGAUCAUGAGGAUGGUUCAGAGUCAGAAGAAGAGAGAUUGCGUGAUCAUAGAGAAAGGGAGAAAUUGGAGCAAAGUAUAAGGAAGAGGGACGCAGCAGCCACGCGAAAACUGACAAAGAAAAACUUAAGACGAAAAGGGGAAGAGGAGGCUGUUCGAAAAAACAGUGGUGAUUUUGAAGGUUUAAGAAGAGCUUCAAGACAAGAAUAUCUAAAGGAAAGAGAGAGAAAGAAAAUGGAUGAAAUGAUGGAUGAUGUAGAAGAUGAACAUUACUUAUUUGAAGGUGUGAAGCUCACUGAAGCAGAAUUCCGGGAAUUAAGUUACAAGAAGCAAAUAUUGGAGCUUAUGAGAAAACCAUUAGGUCUAGAUGAGGCUGAAAAUGUCACUGAGUACAGGAUGCCAGAUGCCUAUGAUGAUGAGGAGCGCGGUGUUACUCAACAGAAGAGAUUUUCUGUGGCUUUGCAGCGCUACAAGGACGACAGUUCUGGGGAUAAAAUGAAAUCGUUUGGACAGCAGAAAUCUUGGGAAGAUCAGCAACUUGGAAAAGCAACAUUGGAAUUUGGUUCAAAAAACAAAAAAAGGGUAUCUGAUGAGUAUGAUUUUGUAUAUGAAGACCAGAUUGAGUUCGUCAGGGGGUUGGUGAUCGAGGAUGAUAAAUAUGACAAGAAAACUUUACCCAUCUUCUCCUUUCAUGAUGAGUUGCUCCAAGCUGUUAAAGAUCAUCAGGUUCUUGUUAUUGUUGGCGAAACUGGAUCUGGCAAAACUACACAGAUUCCCCAGUAUUUGCAUGAGGCAGGAUAUACAAAGCAUGGAAAGAUUGGGUGCACACAGCCACGGCGAGUUGCUGCUAUGAGUGUUGCUGCCAGGGUUUCUCAAGAAAUGGGUGUCAAGCUUGGACAUGAGGUAGGUUAUUCUAUUCGUUUUGAGGAUUGCACGUCUGAAAAGACCGUUUUGAAAUAUAUGACUGAUGGAAUGUUGUUGCGUGAAUUUCUUGCUGACCCAGAUUUGGCAAGCUAUAGUGUGCUGAUGGUGGAUGAGGCCCAUGAGAGAACACUCUCUACUGAUAUUCUAUUUGCAUUAGUAAAGGAUAUUGCUCGAUUUCGACCCGGUUUUAAGCUGCUUAUCUCGAGUGCAACACUUGAUGCUGUGAAGUUCAGUAAUUAUUUUGAUUGUGCCCCAAUUUUCAACAUUCCAGGGAGGCGGUUUCCUGUCGAUAUAUACCACACAAAAGCACCAGAAGCUGAUUACUUAGAUGCUGCAAUUGCUGCUGCAAUUCAAAUCCAUGUCAGGGAACCACCUGGAGACAUAUUGGUCUUCCUCACGGGUCAAGAAGAUAUAGAAACAGCAAGCGAAACAUUAAAGUACAGGACAAGUGGUCUCGGGAGAAAGAUAUCAGAGCUGAUUAUCUGUCCCAUAUAUGCAAACCUGCCUACUGAGCAGCAAGCAAAAAUUUUUGAGCCCACACCUGAAGGGGCUAGAAAGGUUGUCCUUGCCACAAACAUAGCUGAAACUUCUCUGACUAUUGAUGGGAUCAAAUAUGUCAUCGACUGUGGCUAUUGCAAGAUGAAGUCCUAUAAUCCAAGGACUGGGAUGGAGUCAUUGCAAGUCACUCCCAUCUCAAAGGCAUCAGCAAGGCAGAGGGCAGGUCGAUCUGGUCGAACAGGCCCUGGUAAGUGUUUCCGGUUAUAUACUGUUGACAGUUAUAUUCAUGAAUUAGAUGAUACCACAAUACCUGAAAUACUAAGGACUAACCUGGCAAAUGUUGUUCUUAGGCUUAAGAGCCUUGGUAUCCAUGACUUGAUACAUUUUGAUUUUAUGGAUCCUCCACCAUCGAAAGCAUUACUAAAAGCCCUCGAACUGUUAUUUGCUUUAUCUGCAUUGAAUAAAAUGGGAGAGUUGACUAAAGUUGGUAGGCGGAUGGCAGAGUUUCCACUUGAUCCAAUGCUAUCUAAGAUGGUAGUUGCUUCUGACAGGUACAAUUGCUCAAAUGAGAUCAUUUCUAUUGCUGCCUUGCUUUCUGUUGGUAAUUCAAUCUUUUAUCGUCCAAAGGACAAACAAGUCUAUGCUGACAAUGCAAGACGGACUUUUCACACUGGGGACACAGGAGAUCACAUUGCCUUGCUUAAUGUUUACAAUACAUGGACCGAAACAAACUACUCAAGUCAAUGGUGUUACGAAAACUAUAUAAAUGCUAGGAGCAUGAAAAGAGCAAGAGAUAUCAGGGAUCAACUUAAGAGACUCUUGGAGAGAGUCGAGAUCGAGGUAACCUCAAAUCUUGACGAUUUAGAGUCUAUAAAGAAGGCCAUUACAUCAGGUUUCUUCCCUCAUUGUGCAAGGCUGCGAAAGAAUGGAUCUUAUAAAAUAGUCAAACAUCAACAGGCUGCCUCCAUACACCCCAGCUCAGGCUUGUCACAGGAGUUUCCGACAUGGGUUUUAUACCAUGAACUGGUGCUUACAUCCAAGGAAUACAUGAGACAGGUAACAGAGUUGAAGCCCGAGUGGUUGCUGGAAAUAGCUCCACAUUAUUACCAACUAAAGGAUGUCGAUGCUGCUUUGACCUUCAAGAAAACGUCUAGUGGCAAUGUAGUAUGAAGUCUAUCUAAUGUAUUGAUCUUUUGCAAUUAUUAUGAAUUCUUGUGUAUUCUUAAUUAUAUAGAUGAAUAAAAACACACUUUUCAAUA